CAAGGCAAUAUUUAAUACUGACUCGCAACAUAUUGGAUGCAUUCUUGUUAAAAGAAAUUAGUGUUGAAAGACGAGUAUACCUAAUUUGGUAUUCAACUUUUUUCAUGCGUAUUUGGAAAGCCUGGCUAAAAAAAAAUGGUGAAAAUAUCCAAAAGAAUUUUAUCACCACAAAUGCCUAUACAUGCAUAGAAAUAAACGCUCAUGGAAUUAUUUUAGUCAUUGAAAAACUUCGGCAAAAUGGAAUUUCAGAAGCUUUUCUUCCAUGGCUGUAUAGCAGUCAGCCAUGUGAAAAAGUAUUUAGAGAAACUCGGUCCAUGAGUAGCACAUUUUCAACUAUGAUAAAUUAUACACUGCUGGAUGUUUUAAGAAGAUUAAAACGUAUACAAGCUAUGCAUGAGAUAAGCACAGACUUAGGUCCCAAUUUUAGAUUCCCCAGGCAAGAAAACAAACGACUUGGAAAUAAUUCAAGUGUCUUUAAAGUAACUGAGUUUCCAUCAACUGAUGAAAUGAUUAACAUAAUUAAAAAGGCCCAAGAAGACGCACUAUCUGACGCUAAAAAAAUUGGGAUGGAAAUGAACAGGGAUUGUUGUAUAGAAAUUAAUUUACCGACUUGUGACAAUCCGGAAGAGCAAGAAGAGGUGCAGGGAAGUAUAAUUAUCACUGAUACCAUUUCAAAGGAACAUGAGCCAGACCUCGAGCCAGACUUUUCUAAUGAAGACCGGGAGUUUCUUGAAUAUACCUCUACAUUUAAUAAUUAUGACUCUUUACAUUUGAGAGACUAUACGGGUCAAAAGAAAGCACAAAAAUCGUGUCUGUCAGUGACACUUAAAGACAAAAAAACACGAAUUAUAAAAAAAUCUACUCUAAUUUGGUUUUUUCAGGAAAAACAGGGUCGUUUAUCAACCGACAGACUGCUCCGGGUAAAGGGAAUGACAGUUAAAAAUACGCAUAAGGGGUUAUCAAAAAAAAAACAGUUCAGGAAAAAGCCAGGCCAAGGACUUCAACCAGCAGGCAAUAUCAAAAAAAGAAAAAUGUUUCGUCAACCUCAUGAACGAGCUCAUAAAGAUAGUACAUCUGAAUCUCGAUCUGAAUCAGAUGAGAUUAGCUUAGAAAGUGAAACUUUGAGUGAAGAUUUCUCUGACUUAGAAGAUUGCCAUAACGAAAGUACAAAAAUGCCAGUAAUUCAGCUAGAAUCUUAUUAUGCUGUGUUUUAUGAUACACAAUGGUAUCUAGGGCGUGUCAUCAACAGCUACAGCUCAGAAAAGUUUAAAGUGAAAUUUUUACAACAAGACCUGGAUACUUUUAAGUGGCCCAAAAAAGAUGAUAUCCAAGAUGUUCACAAAGAGUUUAUAUUUUAUGGACCAGUUAGUCUAAGCGGAACUGAACCAUUUUCUUUAAAAAGAAAUGAUUUGAUUGCUAUUAAACAGAAAUACAAAACAAUCAAAUCCAUCAAAUCAUUAAAAAAUUAAACAUAUUUUUUUAUGUUAUUUAUUAUGUUAAUAAAGCUACUUUGCUUAAU
This is a messenger RNA of Diabrotica virgifera virgifera (western corn rootworm), 1519 nucleotides long. RefSeq lists its product as uncharacterized. The record is from RefSeq and is a predicted model, not a curated record. The coding region runs from base 105 to 1469 and encodes 454 amino acids. NCBI's taxonomy places the organism in Eukaryota, Metazoa, Arthropoda, Insecta, Coleoptera, Chrysomelidae. The transcript is spliced from 2 exons.